AUGUACAUUCCUCUUGAUAGAGCGGCUCGCAUCAACCACGACGCGACGGCCGAAAAUGUCGCAAACAUUGUUUGGUUGAUGGCUGAUGGCCUCUCCAUCAGUCCGAUAAUGAGGGGACUAGAAUACGAAGGAAGCCGAGGCUCAUUGUUCAAGCAGUAUUGGGGCGCUCUCGGGGCUUGGCUGUCCCAGCCACAGAUCAUAGCUUUAGUAAUGACAUGGGCGAUUGUAUUCACCAUCGCGAGUAUGAUUAUACUCGGCCUAGGGUUUGGCCCAGCCGGAGUUGGCGCUGGAACAUUGGCGGCCGCUUUCCAGUCUUGUGUGUAUGGAGCUUUCACCCCAGCAGGGGGGUUAUUCGCAACACUGACAAGCAUGGCCAUGUUGGGAACAUUGAUGCCAUGGGCCGCUGUCGUUUCUGGGAUUAUUGCAACGUUAGUCACAGGCCUUGUGUGGGAAUAUGGUGUAGGUCGAUAG
Messenger RNA from Colletotrichum abscissum, 471 nucleotides. RefSeq lists its product as uncharacterized. The coding region runs from base 1 to 471 and encodes 156 amino acids. The transcript has 3 exons. The record is from RefSeq and is a predicted model, not a curated record. Lineage: Eukaryota; Fungi; Ascomycota; Sordariomycetes; Glomerellales; Glomerellaceae.